Molecule: messenger RNA, 2634 nt
Organism: Tarenaya hassleriana
Lineage: Eukaryota; Viridiplantae; Streptophyta; Magnoliopsida; Brassicales; Cleomaceae
Product: apoptotic chromatin condensation inducer in the nucleus-like
Exons: 5
Coding region: 490-2427 (645 amino acids)
Molecular function (GO): nucleic acid binding
Source: RefSeq, a predicted model, not a curated record
UUUCGAUUAUCGAGCACCCGACACCGAGGGAACCCUAGAAAUGGCCUCAUCUUCCUCCUAAAUUCCCUAAUAAAAAAAUUUUCGUCGGAUAGAAAAUUCCCAAUGUCCGGUUUAUCUGUUCAUCUUCGUUAGAAUUUUGUAGACAUUUCGCGUCUCUCUUCGCUCCAUUUCUUCUGUUUUCGUUCUUACUUUUUUACGUUCAUCUCCUCGGUAGAAAUUACAGUAUCGAAUCUGAAUUUACAAGAAUGGGUGUUUUCCGUCUGAUUUGAGUGGGAAAUUAGCAGAAAUUUUCAAUUUUGCGCGGUGGGUUUUGAUCAUUAUCUUGUCUUGGCGGUCAUUUUCUCUAACGGUCGUUCUUCUUCUUCUGCCGUGGAAUUAUAGGGUUUCAAUUUGUUCAGCGGUGUUCACCCAUUUGCAGAAGCGCAGGCAUUUAGGCUCUCUCCGGCUCUGUGGCGAAUCUACCGUUUUCAGUUCCAGUCCUAAGCCAAGAUGUCGUCUCCCUAUCCCAUUUUGGACAACCGACCAAUCGAUAAGUGGAAGGUUACUGAAUUGAAAGAAGAGCUGAAAAGACGGAAAUUGACAACGGGAGGCUUGAAGGUGGAUUUGAUUAAACGUCUGGACGAAGCCCUUCGUAUCGAGAAAGAAAAUGCUGAAAUAGUUCCUUGUGCUGCUGACGAAAUCAAUCGAUGCGUGGAAAUGACACCAAAACUUGGCGAAGUAGUUGUUCCAGUUUCAGGGGAAGCAACUCCAGUUGCAGCUCCCAAGACAAAACUAGUUUUUGUUGAGACUGCUGCCCUUCAGACAACUCCAGUGCAAGCUAAAGUAGAGGAUAACUUGGUUAAAAAUGGUGAUGAUGACCAGAAUGAGAAGGUUGAUGAUGUUAGAAAUGUAGGUUUUCGUGACAGUUCCCCUAUUCAUGCGAAGCAACAGGAAACCCUAGAAGGGUAUGUGAAGGAUGAAACUGCUGAAGUAGUUGCUGAAGAUUUGUCUAGUGAUAUUCUCAUGGAUUCGAAGAGUAAGGAAAUAAUUACCGGGUUGGAUGAUGAUGAUGGUGAUUCUAAGCUUCAGACAGAGAAUGAAUGUGUAAAGGCCAAGCUGACAGAUGACUUGCAUGUUACAUCUGCUUCAAUCAACCAGGUAUCUGAGGUCACACCUGUUACUGGCGUUGCGGUAAAAUCUGUUUGUUUUUCUACUGAUUCUGUGUCAAAUAAUGAAAAAAUCGAACUGAAGGAUAACGUAAUUGCUGAUGAUGUCAAAUUAGAACAUAGUGUUAGUAAGUCACAAGAGAUUGUGGAACCAUCAUCGUUUGGUACUGUUGAGGAGCCACUUGAGCCGAAGACAGAUGACAGCAAUGAUGAAAAUGCUGCUGAUAUGACAAAGGGAAAUGAAAAUAUCGAUGCAGGAUAUUCAGAAAAGUUGAAUUUAGAUAGAGAUUCUGGCGAUGAUUCUAUGGAUGAGGAGGAGGCGGAUACAAAGGGAACCGAGUCAAAUAAUUCUGAUGAAGUGGUGAAUAAGAUUGAGAAAAAUGAAGUGCCUGCUGUUAAAGUGGAAACCCCUUUCGACGUUAUGAGGAAUGGUCCAGUUACUGGUAACGGUGACCUCCCUGAAAGUGAGAAUCAACCUGUGGUGACUUCUGAGAAAAGAAAGCUUCCUGUUAAUGAUCAAGAAGCUGUUGGAAAUAGUGAUCCUGUUAAGAGACAGCGCAGAUGGAACUCUGAGAAUAUGAAAGUUCCCGAAGUACGGAUCUCUAAUGGCGUACUCACUACUCCCAAGUCUACGGGUUUGAACCGAAACUUCUCUAUACCCGAUUCAUCCACUAGCGAGGAUGGAGCCAAGGAACGUGUGGUUCCUCCUCCUCAAAAGGAGCCCACAAAUUCGCUCAGGAUUGAUCGUUUCCUUAGGCCUUUCACACUGAAAGCUGUUCAAGAGCUUUUGGGCAAAACUGGGAAUGUUGCCAGUUUCUGGAUGGAUCACAUCAAGACCCAUUGCUAUGUAUCAUAUUCUUCGAUUGAAGAGGCCACGGCGACUAGGAAUGCUGUUUACAACCUCCAAUGGCCGCCUAACGGGGGACGCCUUCUGGUAGCCGAGUUUGUGGACCCGGAAGAAGUGAGGGCUAAAGCCGAGCCUCCUCAGCCUCAAGCCACACCAGCUGCUGGCGGUCCCUCCCAGCCCGAACCACAAGGCUCCAAGGCACAGCCACCGACUGCUCUCCCGCCUCCACCACCUCUGUUCAAUCCAACUCCAGCCAGAGAACGGCUUCAGCCUCCACCUCCUCCACCUGUUCCAGACCAACAAGAACCGCCCAUCCUGACACUGGACGAUCUGUUCAGGAAGACAAAGGCGACACCCAGGAUAUACUACCUGCCCUUGUCGGAGGAUCAAGUUACAGCCAAGCUCGGGUCUCGGGGAAAAGUUGCUAACGAGUAGUACUAGUGGAGUGUAGAGGGAUGGUGUAUGGUGGUAGCCAUGGCUGGGCCAUGUCCUGGUUUGAUGAUGUCCUUUAGCAGGUUCCCUUAGGUUUUUGCCCACCUUUCUGCUGCUGAGUUCUUUGACUAAUGCGUUUUCUUAUGUAGAGACAUUUAGUGGAUUUUGGCCUUGUUCUUGAUUUAUAAAGCCCCUUUUAACUUUUUUGUC